AUGACGGGCUUUAGUAAUAAGGCCAUAGUAAUCGAUGGCCGCGGCCAUCUCCUGGGCCGCUUGGCUGCAGUGAUUGCAAAGGUACUUCUGGAAGGAAACAAAGUUGUUGUUGUGAGAUGUGAGCAACUGAACAUCUCAGGAAAUUUCUUUAGGAAUAAGCUGAAGUUCAUGUCAUUCUUGCGCAAACGCUGCAAUGUGAACCCAGCUCGUGGUCCAUUCCACUUCAGAGCACCAUCAAAAGUUCUGUGGAAAACGGUCAGAGGAAUGAUCCCACACAAGACUGAGCGUGGAAAGGAUGCUCUGAGAAGGCUCCGUGCAUAUGACGGUUGCCCUCCACCAUAUGACAACCGCCGUCGUGUGGUUGUACCUGCUGCUCUCCGUGUGUUCUGCCUUAAACCUGGACGCAAGUACUGUCAUGUGGGUCGUCUUUCACAUGAAGUCGGAUGGAAAUACCGUGAGGUUGUCCGUAAACUCGAGGACAAGAGGAAGUUCAAGACCAUCCACAAAGUUUCUUAUGAAAAGAAACUUAAGAAAAUCACCAAGGAAGCUGGAGAGAAGGUGGCUAAAACAACAGCGCCCUUCACAGCUGUCAUGCAAUCCUAUGGAUACAAU
This is a messenger RNA of Brenthis ino (lesser marbled fritillary), 612 nucleotides long. The record is from the annotation of a GenBank genome assembly. Lineage: Eukaryota; Metazoa; Arthropoda; Insecta; Lepidoptera; Nymphalidae.